AUGGGUCCUCACCCUGCCAUCUUGGCGCCAAUUCGACUGACUAGAUGCAGGACACGCCGGGUCAAGUGUGACGAGCAAAAGCCUCUGUGUCGGCGAUGCGUCCAAGCAGGUCGACUAUGUGGCGGUUAUAAGCACGGAAGCAAGUCGUCAUCGGCUUUGCAGCCUGCUCUGAAGAUCGGCGUCAUAGCGGACAGCGAUACAGAGAGGCUAAGCUAUCUCGCUGCUCAUGUGCUGUCUCUGGACAACAACAGCCGUCCUCUGCAAGAAGAUGGUGCCUGGGGGCACAUAUUUCUCCAGCUAUCGAAUCAAGUCGAAUGUGUCAAGGCCGCCGCUGCCGCGUUUGGGGCUGCGUACGAAUCAUCGCUCAAUAACUCCAACGUAAAAGCCCCUCGUUCCGCCUGGCGAUACUACGGCUCAGCCCUUGCAAGGCUUCAAUCCGAUUUCAACAACGAGACUGCCGGCCCAGAGUCCCUAGCUCUGGCAUCAAUAAUUCUAGCCUGCGUUGAGAUCCUCAGCCAAUACGAACAAAAUGCAUUUGUCCAUUUUCUUGGGGCCGUACAGAUCCUGACCAAGACCUACCAGCGUCGCCAGAGAGCUCCAUCUGCCGGCAUUCUCAGAACAAUCAAAGACGAGCUAUUCAAGCUUGACGUCUUGAUUGGAAGCUAUGCCAUGUCCCAGACGCCUAUAUUUAUGCACCUGGAAUCUCAAGAAGAAACCGCUGGAGAUUAUGCGCUCCGUGAGCCAAAGCUUGCGAUUAACGCUGCGAUGCUCUGCCUUCACCGAUCAUAUCAGUUCAUAGAGUCGGCUGCCCGGCUGCGGUACACGUAUCCGAGCUGGAAAGAGCAUGAUCCUAUCAUGUGCAAAGGUCAAUCUGAUGCGGUGACCCAAUGCCGUUUGGUUCUCGAUGGCCUUGUGGCGCUUGCCACGAGACUGCAAUCCACAUAUUCGUCCACGACGUCUACGCGGAGAGAUUCGGAGACGCUGGCUGAGAUUUAUUCUAUUCGCACACAGCUGACGGCGACUAUAAUAUUCAUCCUCUGUAUUCACAAACCAUUCCAAACGGCGUAUGAUGAACACCAGGACCUAUUUCGAAGCAUCGUGAGUGAUGCUGCAGCGUCAGCGCGGUUGAGGCGGCGGACCAAUUCCAGCGCUUUCAAACGCUUCUCAAUGCGUCCUGGCAUUAUCAGCUCUCUCUUCAUCGUGAGUGAGAAGUGCAGAGAUCCUUCGCUGCGUGGUUUAGCAACGACGAUGCUCAAGGAACAAGGCCGCGAGGGGCCUACCGAUGGACAAAUCAUGGCGGCAAUUGGUGCUCGACUGGCUGCUCUUGAGACAUCUGCCAGUGUGCCUUCUGCCUCCGGCAUUCCGCUAGCUGCCUGCAACGUCCUCGAAAGGCAGAGGCUUCAUGGCUACGGGAUUUCUCCUUUAAGAUUAAUUGGCGAGGGCCGCCGCGUCGUUGACGUUGAAUUCAGCCGGCCAAACCCACCCCUCGAGCAAGGGUGGGGUCAUGUUGAUUACUCAUGUCUGGAUAACUGGACAUUCUGGUCGGAAACUAUCAAUGUAUAG
Cryphonectria parasitica EP155 is the source of this 1563-nucleotide messenger RNA. RefSeq lists its product as uncharacterized. The record is from RefSeq and is a predicted model, not a curated record. The coding region runs from base 1 to 1563 and encodes 520 amino acids. The transcript has a single exon. Gene Ontology annotation, molecular function: zinc ion binding; DNA-binding transcription factor activity, RNA polymerase II-specific. Gene Ontology annotation, biological process: regulation of DNA-templated transcription. NCBI's taxonomy places the organism in Eukaryota, Fungi, Ascomycota, Sordariomycetes, Diaporthales, Cryphonectriaceae.